Molecule: messenger RNA, 2860 nt
Organism: Phalaenopsis equestris
Lineage: Eukaryota; Viridiplantae; Streptophyta; Magnoliopsida; Asparagales; Orchidaceae
Product: VIN3-like protein 1
Exons: 5
Coding region: 463-2556 (697 amino acids)
Biological process (GO): vernalization response; epigenetic regulation of gene expression
Molecular function (GO): protein binding
Source: RefSeq, a predicted model, not a curated record
UCGUACGAAUGCGCCGGGGCGGGUCUUUUUCAGGAACGGACAGGUCCAGUGGUCGACGAAACCGGAGUGGUUCCAUAAAUGUUCUCUUUUCGGAGCUCUCUUCUGAACGAGUUUCAAGACUCGAUCUCUGACGUAGGUAGGAGUCCAUCCUCUUCACCCUGGGGGUGUCUCACGUCCCUUUCCCCAGGCGAAGGGGAGCCUGCACCACGGUUCCCCGGCCUUCACUGAAACGUUGUCGAUCGGGGAGAUCGGCUCCGACCGCUUUGUCUCCGGUUAUCGGCUGCCUCCUUUAAGGUUAUUAUCGUAAGUAUCAGAAUGGAAAUCAUAUGGUUGAAGACGCUGUCCAAUUAGUUCGGUAAAAGGCAGCGAUAUCUGGAGCUUGGUUGGAGGUGAAUUGAGUAACUUUGCUUUGGAUUUCUUUUUAGGAAAGUGCUUGGGUUCCACUUUUGAUUUAUAGAAAAAAUGAUGGUUUCAGAGGAUAGGGUUUUUCUCACAGUGUUUUUUGCAGCGGUUGAUUCACACACAUCUUCUAGUGCCAUAAGUGCUCCAAAAGAAAAUGGAAAGUCUGAUAUGAUUAUUACUGUAAAAAAAUUGAAUGAAUUUGCUAAAGUUCAUCCAAAGAAUAAGAUUGUGCAUACAAAUAUUGAGAAAGAGAAGAAGCAACAAUGUUUGUCAAAAUGCAAUGUGAGCAUUGAAUUAUCCAAAUCAACCCUUAGAUGCAGGACUCUAGAUUCAAAGAAACAGUUAAACCAUUCUACUUUGACUAGUAGUCGGUCAUUUAAAAAGCAUCCAAGAAAGUGUGACAAUCCUGUUCGGGUUCUUCUCACAAAUACCUUAGAUUAUACAAUAUUAUUGUGUAAGAAUUCUGCUUGUAAAGCUAUUCUGAGUUCUGAGGAUAGAUUUUGUAGGAAGUGCUCGUGUUGCAUCUGCCACCGUUUUGAUGACAGGAUGGACCCUAGUCUUUGGUUGGUCUGUAAAUCUGAGUCUGGCAAUGGAGAUUGGUGUGGAUUGUCUUGCCACAUCGAGUGUGCCCUUCAACAUAAAAAGGCAGGUGUAGUUGAUCUUGGCCAAUUUAUGCAGCUUGAUGGUAGUUACUGCUGUGCUUCAUGUGGGAAGGUAUCUGAUAUAAUAGGGUUCUGGAAGAAGCAGCUAGCCAUAGCAAAAGAUGCUCAGCAAGUAGACAUUCUUUGCUCGCGCAUAUCUUUGACUUAUAGACUUUUGAACGGCACAUCUAAGUUUAAAGAAUUGCAUAAAAUUAUUGAAGAUGCUAUGGGAAUGCUGGAGACUGAAAUUGGUCCCGUGAAUUGGUUGUCAACCAGGAUAGUUCGUGGUAAUGUGGGCAGGCUUUCUGUGGUCAGUGAUGUGCAAAAUCUAUGUUCUCUUGCAAUUAUGAAGGCAGAAGAAUUUUUAAAUUGUUUUAGCCGAUCUAUUGUAAAGCACAGAGAUUCUCCUCCUGUUGCCUUUACUUUUCAUUUUGAAGAGAUAUCAUCUUCUUCAGUCGUGAUUGUUCUGAACGAAUCAUGCUUGCAAGCAUCUGAUGCAAUCAAAGGUUACAAACUUUGGUAUUGCAAAAGUGGGGAAGAAAUGCUUGGGAAAGAUCCUGUCCUCAUUCCUAAAGCUCAACAAAGGAUUUUAGUUCCAAACCUUUUACCCUGCACAGACUAUGCUUUCCGACUUAUUUCAUUCUCAGAUGAUAGAGAUUUGGGCCAUUCAGAAUCUAGGUGCUUUACCAGGAGUGUGGAGAUAACUGACAAAGACAAAAAGCAAACCGGGAUGGUUGGUUGCUUGUCCAAUACAGUGAGAGCUUCAAAGGACCCAAAUGCUGAAUCCUCUGGAUUCAAAGUUCGGAAUCUCGGGAGGAUUUUUAGUCCAAAUUGGGCUCAGGAAGAGGACUCUGAUGAGUUAUACCAGGAGGAUGAUGUGGUAGACGAAUCCUACGUAGGAAGUGGUGCAGCAAAGUCCAUUAAUGCAGAAGGGGAUCUACUGAAGACCUCUGCUCCCCGUCAGCUUGAUUUAAAUGUAGCCUCAGUUCCUGAUCUCAAUGAUGAUUUUAGCCUGCCUAUGGGGUCCUCACCAGAGGAGAAUGGAUGCACAUUAGAAAAGAGUGGUCUUGAAAGAUCAACUGGAAGAGGUGAUUACCAGACUUGUGCGGUAAGGGUGGUUGGAAAGGUACCAGCAGUUGAAUCCUGGCCGGACUGUAGGAAGCCAUUGAAAAAUGGAUUCACUGAUGGUUGUGAUGGUGAUAGCACUUUAGUUAGUGCACCACGGCUUGAAUUUUCAGUUGGCUCUAAUAAUUUGGAUGAGAAUUAUGAGUACUGUGUGAAAGUGAUAAGAUGGCUGGAAUGUUUGGGUCUCAUUGAGAAGGAUUUUCGCAUGAAGUUUUUAACAUGGCUCAGCUUCAGGUCCACAGAGCAGGAGCGUUGGGUGGUUAUCACAUUUAUAAGAACCUUUAUUGAAGAGCCAAGUUGCCUUGCAGGGCAGCUCCUUGAUACCUUUUUUGAGAUUGUAAACUGCAAGAGGCCACGGAAUGGUUUCUGCAGUAAGCUGUGGCAUUGAGAAAGAUGAAUUAGAAGAUUCUGCUAGGAAGCUCACUUAUACUUCACUAAUUGAUGGGGUUUUUUUUUUUUUUUGCUCAGGUUUUCCUAAAUAGGAUGAUGGAUUCAUGAUUUUUUGCAUAGUUGAGCCGUUGCUCAGUAGCUUUAUUCAUUUUCUUGAUUUUUUUGAGGUUUAAGAAGCUGGAGCUAUUUUGCCCCAAAAAGUUGGGGUCAAUUUUUUGCAUUCAUGGUGUAACAAUGCUGCUAGCUGAUUGAUGAAUUGUAAGUACGCAUUAUUUUUUAUACAAAGUUAAUAUUGACAUUGU